Molecule: messenger RNA, 1587 nt
Organism: Nicotiana attenuata
Lineage: Eukaryota; Viridiplantae; Streptophyta; Magnoliopsida; Solanales; Solanaceae
Product: mitotic apparatus protein p62-like
Exons: 8
Coding region: 1-1587 (528 amino acids)
Biological process (GO): maturation of SSU-rRNA
Cellular component (GO): small-subunit processome; Noc4p-Nop14p complex; nucleolus
Source: RefSeq, a predicted model, not a curated record
AUGACGUCUAUAUCCGUGAACCAGUUCGGUUUCAUGCCGGGCCGCUCCACUACAGAAGCUAUCCACCUUGUCAGGAGAUUGGUGGAACACUUCAGGGAUAAGAAGAAGGACCUGCACAUGGUGUUUAUCGACUUGGAGAACGCGUACGACAAGGUCCCAAGGGAGGUGCUAUGGAGGUGUCUGGAGGCGAAGAGCGUGCCGGAAGCCUACAUCAGAGUGAUCAAGGACAUGUACGAUGGAGCUAAGACUAGGGUUAGGACGGUGGGUGGCGACUCAGACCAUUUCCCGGUGGUAAUGGGGCUUCAUCAAGGAUCUGCACUUAGCCCUCUCUUAUUUGCUUUGGUGAUGGAUGCUCUGACACGCCAUAUUCAAGGGGAUACUCUCGAGUCUAAGGGUUUUAAACUAAGCAGGUCUAAGACAGAAUACCUGGAGUGCAAGUUUAGCGCCGAGUCGAGCGAAGUAGGUCGGGACGUGAAGCUUGGAUCUCAGGUCAUCGCCAAGAGGGACAGUUUCAGAUAUCUUGGGUCGGUGAUUCAGGGGGAGGGAGAGAUCGACGGGGAUGUCACUCACCAUAAGUCAGCUAUCUUGGGACACCUUAACUCUCAUGGAUCUCAGAAUGCCCUAGCAGGUCCAGUGGAAGCAGAGGAAAAUAGGCAGAAAACAAAGAAAGAAGUGAUGGAGGAAAUUAUUCAAAAGAGUAAAUUCUUUAAGGCCCAAAAAGCAAAGGACAGAGAAGAAAAUGAUGAAUUAACUGAACAAUUGGACAAAGACUUUACAUCGCUGGUGGAGUCGAAAGCCUUAUUGUCACUGACCCAACCAGACAAGAUAAAUGCUCUGAAGGCUCUUGUGAACAAGAACAUUUCAGUUGGUAAUGUGAAGAAAGAUGAGGUAGCUGAUGUUCCCAGAAAAGCAUCUAUUGGAAAGGAAAAGCCUGACACUUAUGAGAUGCUUGUUAGUGAGAUGGCACUGGAUAUGCGUGCUCGCCCAUCAGACCGGACAAAGACUCCUGAGGAAAUUGCGCAGGAGGAGAAAGAACGUCUGGAAUUGUUGGAGCAAGAACGUCAGAAGAGAAUGGCUGCUGCUGAUGAUGAGAGUGAUGAAGAUGGAAAUGCAUCUGAUGAUAACAGUAAAUUGGUCAAAGACCCAAGAACUGUAUCUGGCGAUGAUCUUGGGGACGAUCUCGAGGAGGUGCCUAGAACUAAGUUGGGUUGGAUUGGCGAAAUUUUGAGAAGAAAAGAAAAUGAACUUGAGAGUGAAGAUGCUGCUUCUAGUGGGGAUUCGGACGAUGGUGAGGAUGAAGGAAGUGACGAUGGGGAAGAUGAAGGAAAUGAUGAUGGAGAAGAUGAAGGAAGUGAUGAGUAUGAUGAAGAGCAAGGAAAGACACAGACUAUUAAGGACUGGGAGCAAAGUGACGAUGAUAUUAUUGAUACUGAGCUAGAGGAUGAUGACGAAGGUUUUGGUGAUGAUGCUAAGAAGGUGGUGAAAAUAAAGGACCAUAAGGAGGUAUCCAUCAAGGGAAAACAAGUUGGCACUUUACAAACCGAAAAAGAAAAACGCCCAAAACCCUUGAGGAGUUUACCUCAUUGA